Magallana angulata is the source of this 1488-nucleotide messenger RNA. Its product is annotated as prolyl hydroxylase EGLN3-like. The transcript is spliced from 7 exons. Gene Ontology annotation, cellular component: cytoplasm; nucleus. Lineage: Eukaryota; Metazoa; Mollusca; Bivalvia; Ostreida; Ostreidae. Gene Ontology annotation, biological process: peptidyl-proline hydroxylation to 4-hydroxy-L-proline; cellular response to hypoxia. The coding region runs from base 36 to 1298 and encodes 420 amino acids. Gene Ontology annotation, molecular function: peptidyl-proline 4-dioxygenase activity; L-ascorbic acid binding; ferrous iron binding. The record is from RefSeq and is a predicted model, not a curated record.
AAAUAGAAGGUAAAAACAGUCUUUCGUUGUCAACAAUGGAUAAGGACGCCAAGACAAACCAAGAUCUACGAUGUGUAGUUUGUGACUCUAAAGAAAACCUGAAGCGGUGUACCCGAUGCAAGGGAGUUGUGUAUUGCUGUCGCCAGCAUCAGAUACAAGACUGGCCUUCCCACAAGGUUGCGUGCACACCUACCCAACGUACAGAACCGAAAAAGAAAGUAGGCGAGGUCACGACGGACACGUGCGAGUCAAAUAAAAACAACGCUUCCAAAUCAGAAAUUAGCCCAAAUGAUGUUACUGGUAAUAACACUGAUGUUACAGAAUUUGAUGACCGUCCACUUAGAGAUAUCAUCUUUAAGAAACCGAGAUCAUAUGAUGUUGAUUCUCUUGCGGAAUUUGUGAUUCGUUACUUAAACAAGAAGAAUUUCUGUGUUGUGGAUGGUGUUUUCUCCAAUAAAAAUUUGCAGAAAGUGUUGAAUGAAAUAAAAAGCCUGAACUCAAACGGCUAUUUGAAAUUGGGACGUUUAUCAGGGGGCAGAACGAGUGGACAGGACGCACUCAAAAUGACCAAGACAGAAGUGAGGAAUGACACCAUAUACUGGGCUGAGGGCACGGAGUCUCGGCACCCAAACGUCAACAAGGUUGUCCAGAAAAUGGAUUCAGUUUUAUCAGCACUCAACAGUCACCUUCAGGGGGAAUAUUAUAUCAACGGUAGAACAAAGGCCAUGGUUGCGUGUUACCCUGGUAACGGUUCUUACUACCGACGUCACGUGGACAAUCCCAGCGGCGAUGGACGUGUAAUCACGUGCAUUCUGUAUUUAAACAAGGAUUGGAAUGCAAAGGAAGACGGUGGAAUACUGCGCAUCUUCUCAGCGCAAAAUGAAAGUUGCUAUGUUGACGUCAGUCCUGAGUAUAACCGGAUGUUGUUCUUCUGGUCCGACAGACGGAAUCCCCAUGAGGUUCAGCCAGCGUUCAGAACGAGGUAUGCGAUUACAGUUUGGUUUUUCGACAAAACUGAAAGAGAAAGAGCAAAAGAAGAGUCCGCGUUAGAAGGUAUCUCAGCAAUUAAAAAUGAACUGGUGGUUUUAGAUUUAGAAAAAAUAGAGAAUGAAAAGACCCAAUUGGAGAGGAAGAUAGAACAAGAAGCGAAGAAGGCCAUCGAGUCCUUAACCCAGGGAGAAUUGCAGGCUCUGGCUGACUUGGUGAAAGGUCACGAGGAACCAAAAGUGGUGCUGACUCAAAUGGGAAUAUCGCCCUCCAUUCAAGACCCCUUACUGAAGGUGCUGGAGGGUUUGUGAAUCUAUACUGCAGGCUGUGUACUGCCGUGCUUGCUUUGAACUGCAGUGUAUGUAAUGUACUCAGCAACUACUAUCUAGAUUUUAUACAGACUCUGAGAUUUUGCAUCAUUUGUUUAUGUGUGUACUCGAUUAUUUAUGCAUUGUUUGUUCGACUUAUUUCCAUUAUUAAUAAACAGAAUCUCAUAUUUUA